UUGACCCAUGACGUCUCCUGCCCCAGAGCUCUGGGGGCACGAGCCCCUCCACCAUGUAAAAUCGACCCUUGCAGGAAUCAGUGACCUUCAAGGACGUGGCUGUGGACUUCACCCUGGAGGAGUGGGGCUGGCUGGGGCCUGGCCAGAGGGAGCUGUACCGGGACGUGAUGCUGGAGAACUACCAGAACCUUCUCUCACUGGGCAAUCAACAAACAAGCCUCGCCUUGGCCAUUGGGGCCAAUCAUUAGGCACUUGCUGUAUGCACCUCGUCUGCAGACCGAGGGCCCAGCGCCCAGGCCUCCCUGGGAUUGAUUCUGGCACCCACGGCCAACUGUCCUAUCUUUCCCCAGGGGCAGGGGUUCUCGGGUCCAAACCCGAUGUAAUCUCCCGUCUGGAGCGAGGGGAAGCGCCGAAGAUGGAGGAGAGAGAAGCCCAGCGAGCUACCUGUCCAGACUUGGAGAAAAGCUCUGUGGCUACUCAAGAGACACCUCCCAAAAAGAGCAUUUCUGAAGAGUCAGCUUCUCCAGUUGAGGGAAUUUUAAGGGCUGUACUUGGUGAUGCCAAGUUGAGGGAACUCCGAGCAUGUUGCCAUCCAUUGGAGGACCUGGGAAAGCAGGAGAGGCAUUUGAGGUGCUUAUUUGCUACUACCAAGGGAGACACCUUGGUGGACAAAGGUAUCAGGGGUAAUGAGCUUGGGAAAAGUCUCAGGUGGACCUCAGCCCUCAUCAGGAAGCAAAGAGUGCCUGGUGGAGAGAGGUCCUGGAAGUGGAGUGGGCCAUGGAAGAGCUUGAAACACCAAAGGAUCUUCAUGGAGAAGAAACCAUUUAACUGCACAGAAUGUGGGAAAGCCUUCAUUUACCAUUCGGACUAUAUUCUACAUCAGCGAAUUCACACUGGAGAGAAACCCUACAAGUGCAAUGACUGUGGGAAGGCAUUCAGCAACAGCUCAUAUUUCAUUCAGCACCACAUCAUUCACACAGGAGAGAAGCCCUAUGCCUGCCACGAAUGUGGCAAGACCUUUACUCAGAGCUCAUCGCUUACUGAGCAUCAGAGGAUUCACACUGGAGAAAAACCCUACAAAUGCAAGGACUGUGGGAAGGCCUUCACCCAGAGUUCAUCCCUCAUUAAACACCAGCGAUGCCACACUGGGGAGAAACCCUAUAAAUGUGACCAGUGUGGGAAGUUCUACUCACAGGUCUCCCACCUCACCCGCCAUCAGAAAAUCCACACAGGGGAGAAGCCUUACAAAUGUGGCGAAUGUGGCAAGGCCUUUUGUCACACUUCCUCCCUGACCCAACACCAGACCAUCCACACUGGGGAGAAACCAUACAAAUGCAACGAGUGUGGGAAAACCUUCAGCCACAGCUCCUCCCUCACCCAGCAUCAGCGAGUCCACACUGGAGAAAAACCCUAUGAGUGCACUGAGUGUGGCAAAGCCUUCAGUCACAGCUCGUCUCUGACUCAGCACCAGAGAAUUCACACUGGUGAGAAACCCUAUGAGUGUCAUGAGUGUGGGAAGGCUUACACGCAGAUUUCCCACCUCAUGAGGCACCAGAGCAUUCACAUGGGGGAAAAGCCCUAUAUAUGCAAUGAGUGUGGAAAGGCUUUCAGCCACACCUCAUCCUUUACUCAACACCAGACAAUUCACACUGGUGAGAAGCCCUACAAAUGUGCUGAGUGUGGGAAAACCUUCAGCCAGAAUUCUUCACUCACACGCCACCAGAGGAUUCACACGGGAGAGAAACCUUAUGAGUGUAAAGUUUGUGGGAAAGCCUAUACCCAGAUCUCCCACCUCAUUCAACACCAGAGGAUUCACACUGGAGAGAAACCCUAUGAGUGCAGUGAGUGUGGGAAAGCCUUCAGCCGGAGCACCCAUCUCAUUGAGCACCAGAAGAUCCACACUGGUGAGAAACCAUAUAAGUGUAAGGAGUGUGGGAAAACCUUCAGUCACAACUCAUCCCUCACCCAACAUCAGAGAAUUCACACUGGUGAGAAACCCUAUGCCUGUAAGGAAUGUGGGAAGGCCUUCAAUCAGAGCAUCCACUUGAUUCAGCAUCAAAGGAUUCAUACUGGAGAGAAGCCUUACAAAUGUAAUGACUGUGGGAAAACCUAUACUCAGAUCUCACACCUUCUCCAACAUCAGAAAGUCCACAUUGGUGGCAAACGCUAUGCCUGUAAAGAAUGUGGAGAGGGUUUCAGCUGGAGUUCACACCUUACUGAACACCGGAGACGUCACAUUGAGCAGAAUGCCUACAUAUGUAAUGAUUUUGAGAAAGGCUUUGCUUGGGGCACAAAGCUUGCUGAUCAUCAGAGAACUCAUGCUGACUAGAUAACCUGAGCAUGUACAAACUAGCAGUUCUGCUGUUAGGUUCAGUUCAGCCUUCAUCAAUACUAGGAACCCUAGAAAAAAAUUCACCUUCAGGAAAAUAUGGAUCCAGGUGCUUAAAUAACCUUUCAGCAAUCUGUUCUUCAUCAACACCAGGAACCCCUCCUACUCAGGGAGGAAUGUUAGCACCACAUUUGAGAUAGUUUGUUACUUUGUUUCCUAGAGGGAGGAUGGCACAGUUUAUCACUAGCUGGGAUAGCUUAUGAUAGUUUGGGGGGUUUACCUCACAUAUUUCCUCAACCCUGAAUGUCCCCAGAUGGUGGUAUAAUUAGGGGAUGGUCUAAAAGUGAUGCCACCUCAUCUGAGAUCUUUGAUAAGAAUAAUUAUUCCUGAGCUUUUUAAACUGAUUGAUCUUUACUUAAAUUGGAGCCUGAAUAUUCAGAAGGAAAAAACAGCUAUAAAAAUUAACCCUUUAAAGUAAUGAUUUCACUUUCCUUUAAAACUUUUUUUUUCCCUUAAAACUUUAAGCUACAAAUUUCACAAUCUGUAGUUGGCUUAAAUAAUAAAUAUAUUUCACACAUUUAUAGCCACUUUAAUGUCCUAUUAUUUCUGUUUAUUACAUUUCCAGGAUUUAUGCUUUACAAAGCUAUUACCCUAUUAAGCAUCAUGCUCUUAAGCAUCAUUUUUAUUCAUGCCCAAAGAGAGAUUUUUCAUCAUAUUUUAAACAUUAUUUUUAUUUUAAACAUAAUAUGUAUACUUUUAUAACAGGAAAACAUUGAGGCAAAAUAACAUAUGCUCAUUGUAAGGAUAAUUUAGAAAGUGUAGAGAAGCAUGCAAUAAAAUAUCAAGUCCCUGUAGUCCCACAGCUAUAGAGAAUCAUUAGUCAUUCUU
This is a messenger RNA of Microcebus murinus (gray mouse lemur), 3217 nucleotides long. The record is from RefSeq and is a predicted model, not a curated record. NCBI's taxonomy places the organism in Eukaryota, Metazoa, Chordata, Mammalia, Primates, Cheirogaleidae.